AUGAGUUCUUCAUCAAGCUCUCGCGAACCUUCACCAUCUAUGAAACAAACUUUACCAAACGAUUAUGGAGCACCUAUUGAAUAUUUCUUACGAGCUGCACAAUGGCAAAGAGCAGUCUCACCAAGGUUAGGUGUUCCACCAGCUCCUGUCAAAAAUAGCAUUUGGUCAAGUCCUUAUAUAAGAUAUGGUCUCCAACUAGGUUUGCUAGCUACAGCAGGAGCAGUUAUGAUGUUGAAAAGAAAUAAAGCAAAUGUUGUAAAUAAUACUGAAGUAGCUGAAGUUAAACAAACUCCAACACCUUCACAAGCAAAACCUUCAAUGACUCCUGAACCUAUGGAAGUACAAACUCCUGUUCAAAAGUCAACUCCUAAACCGACUCCAACAUUUAAACCAGAACCUACUCCUCAAAUAAAUCGUAAAACUCCUGCGUUUCCUUACUGA
Trichomonas vaginalis G3 is the source of this 441-nucleotide messenger RNA. Its product is annotated as repellent protein 1 family. The record is from RefSeq and is a predicted model, not a curated record. Lineage: Eukaryota; Parabasalia; Trichomonadida; Trichomonadidae. The transcript has a single exon. Bases 1 to 441 code for a protein of 146 amino acids.